This is a messenger RNA of Oryzias melastigma (Indian medaka), 8759 nucleotides long. RefSeq names its product protein tyrosine phosphatase receptor type Ja (gene ptprja). Gene Ontology annotation, molecular function: cadherin binding; protein tyrosine phosphatase activity. The transcript is spliced from 37 exons. Gene Ontology annotation, biological process: protein dephosphorylation; angiogenesis. Bases 201 to 7598 code for a protein of 2465 amino acids. The record is from RefSeq and is a predicted model, not a curated record. NCBI's taxonomy places the organism in Eukaryota, Metazoa, Chordata, Actinopteri, Beloniformes, Adrianichthyidae.
AUGAAGUCAGAGAACUCACUGUAACUGAAAUCACCACUUCCUCUGUUCCUCUGAGCUCCACUGAACCAUUAGGACAAAGCUCCUCCAAUACAGUAGAAUGGUCAGAUGGAUCAACUACUCUAAAUCCCAUUGUGACUAAUAAGAGCACGACUAUAUCUAACCUGACUACUGGUGUCCUGAAUAACACAAGUGUCACAGCCAUGACAGCAGAUAACCAAACUAAUGAAAAUAGUGCAUUUACCUCCAGUUAUACAAAACCGGAUGAAGUCAGAGAACUCACUGUAACUGAAAUCACCACUUCCUCUGUUCCUCUGAGCUCGACUGAACCAUUAGGACAAAGCUCCUCCAAUACAGUAGAAUGGUCAGAUGGAUCAACUACUCUAAAUCCCAUUGUGACUAAUAAGAGCACGACUAUAUCUAACCUGACUACUGGUGUCCUGAAUAACACAAGUGUCACAGCCAUGACAGCAGAUAACCAAACUAAUGAAAAUAGUGCAUUUACCUCCAGUUAUACAAAACCGGAUGAAGUCAGAGAACUCACUGUUACUGAAAUCACCACUUCCUCUGUUCCUCUGAGCUCCACUGAACCAUUAGGACAAAGCUCCUCCAAUACAGUAGAAUGGUCAGAUGGAUCAACUACUCUAAAUCCCAUUGUGACUAAUAAGAGCACGACUAUAUCUAACCUGAGUACUGGUGUCCUGAAUAACACAAGUGUCACAGCCAUGACAGCAGAUAACCAAACUAAAGAAAAUAGUGCAUUUACCUCCAGUUAUACAAAACCGGAUAAAGUCAGAAACCUCACUGUUACUGAAAUCACCACUUCCUCUAUAUCUGUGAACUGGACCAAACCAUUAGGACAAAGCUCCUACUAUGAAGUAGAAUGGUCAACUGGAUCAUAUACUCUAAAAGCCAAUGUGACUGAUGAAAGCAUGAAUAUAACUAACCUGACUGCUGGUGUCCAGUAUAACAUAAAUGUCACAGUCGUGGCAGCAGAUAACCAAACUAAAGGACUGAUUGCAUUUACCUCCAAUUAUACAAAACCGGAUACAGUGAGAGACCUCGCUGUUACUGAAAUCACCACUUCCUCUAUAUCUCUGAGCUGGACCAAACCAUUAGGACAAAGCUCCUACUAUGCAGUAGAAUGGUCAAAUGGAUCAUAUACUCUAAAUGUCAAUGUGACUGAUGAAAGCAUGAAUAUAACUAACCUGACUGCUGGUGUCCAGUAUAACAUAAGUGUCACAGCUGUGGCAGCAGAUAACCAAACAAAAGGACACAGUGCAUUUUCCUCCAGUUAUACAAAACCGGAUAAAGUCAGAAACCUCACUGUUACUGAAAUCACCACUUCCUCUAUAUCUCUGAACUGGACCAAACCAUUAGGACAAAGCUCCUACUAUGAAGUAGAAUGGUCAAAUGAAUCAUAUACUCUAAAUGCCAAUGUGACUGAUGGAAGAAUGACUAUAUCUGACCUGACUGCUGGUGUCCAGUAUAACAUAAAUGUCACAGCCGUGGCAGCAGAUAAGCAAACAAAAGGACAGAGUGCAUUUACCUCCAAUUAUACAAAACCGGAUACAGUGGGAGACCUCACUGUUACUGAAAUCACCACUUCCUCUAUAUCUCUGAGCUGGACCAAACCAUUAGGACAAAGCUCCUACUAUGUAGUAGAAUGGUCAAAUGGAUCAUAUACUCUAAAUGCCAAUGUGACUGAUGAAAGCAUGAAUAUAACUAACCUGACUGCUGGUGUCCAGUAUAACAUAAGUGUCACAGCCGUGGCAGCAGAUAACCAAACUAAAGGACAGAGUGCAUUUUCCUCCAGUUAUACAAAACCGGAUAAAGUGAGAGACCUCGCUGUUACUGAAAUCACCACUUCCUCUAUAUCUCUGAGCUGGACCAAACCAUUAGGACAAAGCUCCUACUAUGAAGUAGAAUGGUCAAAUGGAUCAUAUACUCUAUAUGCCAAUGUGACUGAUGAAAGAAUAAAUAUAACUAACCUCACUGCUGGUGCCCAGUAUAACAUAAGUGUCACAGCUGUGGCGGAAAAUCACAAAACAAAAGGAGAGAGAUUCUUCACCUCCAGUUAUACAAAACCGGAUAAAGUGAGAGACCUCACUGUUACUGAAAUCACCACUUCCUCUAUAUCCCUGAGCUGGACCGAACCAUUAGGACAAAGCUCCUACUAUGAAGUAGAAUGGUCAAAUGGAUCAUAUACUCGGAAUGUCAGUUUGGCAAAGAAGAGCAAGACUAUAUCUAACCUGACUGCUGGUGUCCAGUAUAACAUAAGUGUCACAGCCGUGGCAGCAGAUAACCAAACUAAAGGACUGAGUGUGUUUGCCUCCAAUUAUACAAAUCCAGGAAAAAUUCUGAAUCUGAUUUCAUCUGUCACCACAACCUCAAUCUCUUUGAACUGGACUCCCCCCUCGGGUUAUGUGUUAUCUUACAAAGUGGAAUGGUUUAAAAGUGACAGUCACCCAAGUACCAUCUUUGUAGUGGAGCCGUGGGCUUUGCUGUCAGGUCUGAUACCCGGCUCCUCCUACAAUAUUACAAUUACUGCUGUUGCCAGAGACAAUGCAACUCUAGGAGAGUCUUACAGCAUCACGAAUGUCACGGAGCCUGACAUAGUCAAAAAUCUCAGCAUUGUUUUUGUUACAACCACAUCCGUGUCUUUAUCAUGGGAUAAACCAGAGGGCAAUGCUAACUCGUACAUCGUCAGAUGGAAUUCAACAAAAGGAAACUCCAAUCAAGCGAACACUGUUCCUUCAUCUUACAACAUUACUAACUUAACUCCUGGAGUGCUGUAUGACAUUUCCGUGGUGGCUGUGGCUGUAAAUGAGGGGAAGAAAACCUUCACAAAAACCUUCACAAGGUCUGAAAACCCUCAGAAUAUUACAGUUACAGCCAGAGGGACUCGCUACCUAAACAUCAGCUGGAGUUUGUUGAAAGGAGAGUUUGCCUAUUUUGAGGUGAAGAUUUCAAACACAGAGCUAAAUUGGAACAAAACCAUCAACACAUCUGCCCAGGCAGCAUAUUUCACAGAUUUAAAUCCUGGGAGACUCUAUCAUGUCAUCGUGACCACUGUGGUUGGGGACUUCAGGAGCCCGUCUGUUGAUUCUUCGUUUGCCACUGUUCCUCUCCCCCCUGAUUCCCUCAUCAUUGCUGACUGGACCAACUCCUCGCUCCGGUUGAAGUGGACCAUCCCUGACCUCAUGAAAGGAGCUCCUAACAUCCAGUUUCUGAUCAAAUACAAUGGUCAAGACACACCCAUGAUUGAAGGCACCAGCAAAGAGCUGUCAAUGCUCGCCUCUGGAACCCUUUACAACAUAACUAUUACAACUGAGGGACCUCAAAACCUCCCAAGCAUGUCUAUCCAGAACUCUUCUUACACCUUGCCCAACCCAGUGCAGAAUGUGAAAGUGACAGUUUUAAACACAACUUCAGCGAGGGUCGACUGGAUGGAGCCAUGGGGUUCCCAAGGCUACUAUACGUACUUGGUUGAAGCAUACAAUCUCACAAACGCACUUGUCCAUUCAGAAAAUGUCAACAGCAAGAGCACCAUCAUAAAAAACCUGGAGCCAGGAUCAAACUACUCUGUCAAUGUCACCACAAUAGCUGCUCCAGAUCGUAAAUCUCCUGCAGUGCAGGCGUCCUUUACCACAAAGCCAAAAGCAGUGACCGGACUCAAGUAUGAGUCUGGGACCACAUUCAUCAAUGUGACAUGGGACCGGCAAAGUGAUUAUAAAGACUCCUACACUUACCUGGUGAAAGCUUUUGAUGGGAAUGUCUUGGUUCAGAAUCAAACUGUAAAGCUAGAGACAUACAACUUCUCUUCCCUGAGUCCCGGAACCUUUUACAACAUUGUUGUGUCUGUUUCCGUAAACCAAGUCUCCUCUGAGGAAGUAUGGAUCAGCUCCCAAACAAUUCCUGAAAAGGUGUUCGGUCUGACAGCGACAGGAACCACCACGAGCCUGAAUUUGAGAUGGAGCACGCCGAGCGGGCGGGUGUCCUCGUACUCCAUCAAGCUGUUUAAAGGCGGCGUGUUGAAUCAAAUUAAAGAACAACCUAACAGCAGCACUACUCAGCUGUUUGGGGGUUUGGAUCCUGGGGUGAUUUACCAAGUACAGGUCGUCACCAUAAGUGGGCCCGCCCAGAGCAGCACCUGCACGGUUUUCAAUGCCACCCUUCCCACCCCCCCUGGCUCCAUUGCGGUGGUCAGUAAGACUGUUAAUUCCAUCAACUUUACCUGGUCCCCUCCAAUCAACAUGAGCCAAAAUCAGUACAACUUCACUGUGAUGAAUGGAAACACCAUUGAGGUUAUCCGGAAUCACUGGUUCCUGUUGGAGCGGCUACAGUCUGGAAGUUCUUAUUCGAUCUCAGUCGUCACAGUUGGGGUGAUGCAGUACCAGAGUACAGCAGUGAAUGCAACUACAUACACCAAACCGCACGGCGUUUCCAAUCUAACGCAGACUCAAGUCACCACAAACUCCGUCAGCCUCAAAUGGGACCAGCUGGAGAGUAAACCUUACUACUAUUACAACGUGCAAGCCUUUAAUUCCUCCCAUUUAGAGACAAUUAGCUCAAAUGCCAAUAGCACUAAUAAAACGGUCGACAAACUUGAGUCUGGAACCAACUAUACCUUCAUCGUCACAACAGUGACACCAGACGGCACACGCUCAGAGCCCAGCAUGGUGUCCUACUUCACACGGCCAUUACCUGUUACCGCUUUAGGGGCUUUAACCUUAAAUACAUCUUCUAUUUACCUCAACUGGACCAAACCAUCUCAGUACAAAAGUUACUACACAUACUUUGUGAAGACCAUCUGGGCCACUGAGAUCAGAAACACCACCGUUCAGAAUGAAACCGUCGUGAUCUCUGGCCUCAUCCCGGGAACCAAUUACUCCUUCUGUGUCACCGUCAUCUUACCAGACUCCACUGAGGGGGAGGAAAUCUGCACACAUCAGUACACUAAGCCUGAAAAGGCAAAACCCAUUUCUGUCGGGAGUGACGGCUCCAACUCUUCGAUCAUUGUGACAUGGACAAAACCUUCUGGAAAUGUGGAGAUGUUCAAGCUGAUACUAAACAACACAGACUCAGGAUUCUCUGUCACAAAGGAACUGAACUCCAGCACCACCUCAUUCACAUUUGACAAUCUAAUAGCUGGAACGCUGUACAGCGCACAGCUGGCCACAUGCAGCGGACCAUUUUGUGAGGACGCCGACUAUGUGACCAACGCAACCUUCCCUAACCCCCCUGGGCCCAUUAAGAUCCUGAACCAGACCACCAGCUCUAUUCAGGUGGAAUGGGGAGAAGCUCCUCUCAUGUCGUCUGGAUUUGUCUACAAACCUCGUAUUUACACAAAAGAAAAUGGCACGCUACACACUUCUCUCAAUGCCAGUUUCACUUUUACAUCUCUGCCAUCCGGGACUCUCUUCAGCAUCUCUGUGAAGACUCAGGGGCCCAUGAAUCUAGAGAGUGACAGUGUUUUCUGGAUCGGGGUCAGCACAAGACCACAUAUGGUGCAAAAUCUUAAGGCUUCUCCUGAGGAAACGAGCAUCACAGUCAGCUGGGAGCGGCCCCAGGAAUACAAAGACACGUAUCGAUACAAUGUUUCCUGGAGAGCAGAGACUCCUGUGUCCUCAGAACAGUUCAAAAACAUCACAGGGGAGACCUUCAUCAUCUCCAAACUGGAGCCGGGCACUUUCUACAUCAUUACUGUCAUAACAGAGACGGCGGAUGGAACGCAGGCCGCCCCAGUCACCAUCCAUACGAGGACAGGCGUGAGCAGUGUCACAGGUUUGAUGUGUGCUGGACCAAACCAGUCCAAUCCAGAGAUCAAUCUGUCUUGGUUGAAACCUGCUGGCCUGAGCACCGGAUUUGUCAUCCAAAUAGACAAUCAAAACCACACUUUGCUUUCAAACAGCUGCAGUUCACAGGAAAAGUGUAAUUACACAGUUUCCCAUCUAAAAUACUACACUGAAUAUCAUGUGCUGGUGUGGACCCAAAACUCCGACCAGUACAGUCCCUCUGUUGCCAUAGACUGCAUCACGGGCAUCAAAGAACCACCUAUUCCCUCAAACUACACACGUAUGGCAAAGACAGUUGAAACCCAAUACAACAAGUUCAGCGUUGAAGUUUCUCCAGACCUGUUAAACUCAUCUUCAGGACCGAUCACUUACGUCGGGGUUCUGUUGACCCAAAGCAUCCCAGAGGGACAACCUUGUGAUGCGAAGUUUCUGACAAAAACGCAUGACGAUUGGAAAAAUAAUUCUUCGGGAGCGUACCUGACUGCAGUCUUACCUAACCCCACCGUGACGCGCUCCACCAGCAGCCUGACCAUCACAGUAGGAACUGCGACCAAGUGGAAUGACUAUGUCAACAGUGAACUGGCAGAAAGUCAAACUUACCAAUACGCCAUUGCACUUUUCACAAGUCUUCAGCUGAAAAGCAGCCGUGUGGAUUUAACCAACUCUGUUGUCUCCAUCACAAAUUUUUAUCCCCCUAUCCAACUUCCGAAAAACCCAGUUUGGAUUGUUAUUGCUAUUGGAGCGACGCUGGGAAUCUUCGGAUUACUCCUCCUCAUCCUCUUUGCCAUCAUUAUCUACUGGAAAAGGUUAUCAGUGAAAAAGACGCCAGACAUCCAGAUUGAUCCAAUCAGACCCAAAAUCAGUGCAGCAGUGAGGACGGAGGACUUUGAAGCUUACUACAAGAAGCAGAAAGCCGACUCCAACUGCGGCUUUGCAGAGGAGUUUGAGGACCUGAAGGUCAUUGGAACGAGUCAGGCUAAAGUCCAUGCGCUGAAUCCAUCCAACAAACCGAAGAACCGCUACAACAACGUCCUUCCCUAUGAUUCCUCCAGAGUCAAGCUUUCUAUCAUCCAUGGAGAUCCGUGUGAUGAUUACAUCAAUGCCAACUACAUGCCGGGCUACCAGUCCAAGAAAGAGUUUAUUGCGGCUCAGGGUCCUCUGCCCGGGACGGUCAAUGACUUCUGGAGGAUGAUCUGGGAGAAGAACGUGCGGACUCUCGUCAUGCUGACUCGCUGCAACGAGCAGGGACGUGUCAAAUGUGAGCAGUACUGGGCUUCAGCCGUCAAAUCCUGCGGUGACAUCAUCGUGAAAACCACCUCGGAAAUCAUCCUGGAUGACUGGACCAUCAAGGACUUUGACAUUAAAAACGUAAAAACCGCAGAGGUGCGCUCUGUCCGUCACUUCCACUUCACCGCUUGGCCAGAUCACGGCGUUCCAGAAACCACGGAGCUUCUCAUCAGCUUCAGACAUCUGGUCAGAGAGCACAUGGACCAGUACUCCCGACACUCCCCCACCGUGGUCCACUGCAGUGCUGGCGUGGGCCGCACCGGUACCUUCAUAGCCAUCGACCGGCUCAUCUUCCAGAUCGAGAGGGAAAAUAUGGUGGACAUUUUUGGCAUCGUUCAUAACCUGCGAAUGCACCGGCCCCUGAUGGUGCAGACAGAGGAUCAGUACAUCUUCUUGAACCAGUGCGCUUUGGACUUCAUCCGAUCCAGAACGGGGAACAAUGUGGAUCUAAUCUACCAGAACACAGCUGCGCUCUCAAUCUAUGAGAAUAUUUCACCCAAAAAGAGGGGUUACUGAAAACUCCGCCCCUUUUUUUGUCUAGUCUCAGCAACAAAGAAGCGAGCCGGCGUGCAAAGGGAGCACUCUCAAGCUGCACUUCAGCUUCAAACUGGUUCCUUGUAUUUAUUUUUAUAACUUUUUUAAAAUGAAUGUUUGUGACUUGAGUAAAGAGUGUGUAGAAGCAAUGAUGAACACAAUCAUGAACCAAAGAGCUGUAGAUCUGCAGACUUGCAGACAGACCUGUAGACCUGCAGACAGACCUGCAGACCUACAGACAGACUUGUAGACAGACCUUGGUGAAGGUGUGACAGAGAGGCGGAGCUUUGAUUGCUCAACAAUUUCUAGGAUUUGGAGGCUUCUCUUGUUUGAGGAAGAUGGAGCUCACUGAUGCUUUACACCACUAGGUGGCGCCCUUUCUCCUCGUCCCAAAGACAAACAGACUGUAAUGAAACCUUUGCUCUUCAAACAGAAAGCUAAUAUGAACUGUGCAAUGUGUUGAAUGACUGUUUAUUACAGAAAGCACUGCGUUGUGAAAGAUGCACUGGAUGCAUUUGAUCUUUACGCUUCACUUUAAACAUUGAAGAGGAUUUUCUAGUGUUUUUAUCUCUAGGCCAGUGAUUCACUAAAAGGAACGUUUCUUUUUUCCUCAUUACGUUGUUGCACCUCAGGAACUGAAUGAAGUUGGACUUUUUAUCGACACUGAUGCUGUAAAAAAUCAUUCCCACAGAGAUCUGUGCAAUUAUGACCUGAAGGGUGUCUUUUUAAAGUUCUGUUUUAUAAAUAUCUCUAUUCUUUUAUUGCCUAAUAUUACUGUCAUUUCCUGCUUUGCACCUGAACCAUUCAUGCUCAUUUCCUGUUAACAAACUGGAUUUUAUUGUCAGCAAAUGUUUCCAUUAGGUGGGUACGUUUUUAUAGAUGCUGCUGAGCUCUUGUUGUAUUUUUUAUUAUUUUAUUCUAUGGUAGCACACCAAAAAAAGCUGUAAGCACUUCUAUUUUUAUAAUGAAUAAUAGCAGAGAAUAUGUUUGUGGAUAUUUUUGAAAGGCUUGCUGGUUCAAUGCAAAAAUGUAAUUAGAGCUUGAUUUGCAAAUGCUUUUCUUUUGAUUUAUUAAAGGAAAUGGGGCAAAAGAUGUUACUAUAUUUUGUGAUAAAUACCGAAUAAAACUCACACCUUCCGUAAA